Molecule: messenger RNA, 1006 nt
Organism: Glycine soja
Lineage: Eukaryota; Viridiplantae; Streptophyta; Magnoliopsida; Fabales; Fabaceae
Product: proliferating cell nuclear antigen-like
Exons: 4
Coding region: 62-856 (264 amino acids)
Biological process (GO): regulation of DNA replication; mismatch repair; leading strand elongation
Cellular component (GO): PCNA complex
Molecular function (GO): DNA polymerase processivity factor activity; DNA binding
Source: RefSeq, a predicted model, not a curated record
UAGAGAAAGUGGUUAAGUUGAUUGGAAAUAGAGAAAGAGAAGCAAGAAGUUAAGAAAGAAGAUGGUGAUGGAAGUUGUUCUGGGAGAAGCGUCAGAGGUGAAGAAUGUGGUAGAGGCCAUAGAGUUGGUGGAGACGGGCGUUGCCAAAUUCGUUUUCUCAAGCAGAGGGUUGUCAUUGAAAGCCAUGGACAGCAGAGAGUGUGCAAUGAUGGAGAUCCUCAUCCCCUCCGAUGCUUUCGCUCACUAUCGCUGCGACAACGUCUUCUCCGUAGGCCUCAGUCUCGACCAAAUGCUCCAGCUCCUCCACCGAGCCCACGAUUCUGACAUCGUCUCCCUCACAGCCCUAGAAGGCCAAGACCACGUCACCUUCACAUUCCAAUGCCCUAGCAACCUGAGUUUUUCUGAUCAUCGGAUGAAUCUGAUGAUGGAUAUCGACAAUGGGCCCCUGCUCGAUAUUCACGAGGAUGCCGAGUACCAUGCCAUUGUUGAGUUGCCUUCACCUGUCUUUACAACAAUCUGCUGUCACAUCGAUUCUCUUUCCAACAUUCCUAUAAUUUCCAUUAUUGUCACAAGGGAUACUCCUAUCUUGUUGGUCGCCGCUGGAGAUUUUGGUCUCUGCAUGCACUUGCCUCGUGGAGGCACUGUGAUAGAGAUGACUCAAUGUGUGAGCCUGGCAUUUGAAAUAAGGUAUCUGAACCUGGUCAUGGCGGCAAUGUCGUUGUCUGAUACACUCACCAUCCGCUUGUCAAUGGAGCUGCCGGAGGCUGUGUUUGAGUACAAAAUUGCUGCUGAGAAGGGUUAUGUUCGCUUUCACUUGCCGAUUGCUUUUAACGCAUCUUAUCUGUUAGAUGAUUAGAUAUAAUGCAGGACCUGGCACCAACAGUGUUUGCUGGGGUUCCUGCGUAGAUAAAAGGAAUUGAACAUUGUCAUUUUCCAAUUACGGCCCAAUAAGGUGAAAAGGCAUUUUCAAUCAUCAAUAAACGAUUUAAAAAUUGUCCAUCGGCGA